This is a messenger RNA of Striga asiatica, 606 nucleotides long. Lineage: Eukaryota; Viridiplantae; Streptophyta; Magnoliopsida; Lamiales; Orobanchaceae. The record is from the annotation of a GenBank genome assembly.
GCAAUCGCUCCUUUCUUUCCUUUCUCCAAAAUCGCUGCUCCGCCGUCGUCCCCAAUCAUCUUCUCCUCCACGGAACAUCAUCCCGUCCCAAUCCAAAUCUAUCGCUCCGUGUAUCCGCUUCAAAUCGCCUUCGCUCGUCUGCUUCGGUCCGGUCAAGAAUUGACGCCGGUCGUCGACUUGUCGGUCGAGGGCGUUGAGCUUGGAGGUGCCGCCUUGCCGUGCACACGGUUCACCAUCAAGGCCCAAUGGAUUUUCGUCUCCCUCUCCAUCAAGAGGCUAUUCAUUUCCAGGAAGAUUAUGAAAUUCCAACAUUCAAGCCAAGAAGAAAUGGACGGAAGCACGGGACCGAUAGAUAAUGCCCCAAAUGAGAUACCGACUCAACCUGGAGAUACAUCAGAAGUUACAGGAGGAGCCAAAGGAGGCACCGGGCUUCGUAAAAUGAAGCCAAGAUCUAAGGCAUGGAGUCAUUUUGACAUGAUUCUUGACGGAAAUAAAAAAACUGAUAGGAGCUCAGUGCAAACAUUGUUAGAAGCAAUAUGCUUGCCAUACAAAAUGAAAUGGUACCUCUUCACUUCUUGCUCAUUUGACUGGUUGCAUGAAAAAUCC